Molecule: messenger RNA, 2440 nt
Organism: Vigna radiata var. radiata (mung bean)
Lineage: Eukaryota; Viridiplantae; Streptophyta; Magnoliopsida; Fabales; Fabaceae
Exons: 2
Coding region: 1286-2083 (265 amino acids)
Source: RefSeq, a predicted model, not a curated record
UUCCUCUCUCUCUUUGUUUCUAUGUUUUCAAUUUCUAUUUAUCUUGGUUUGAAAAAUUUAAUUUUGAUGCGUAAUUUGUUGUAUCUUUGUUGUUGCGGGCGAGAUAGUAAGCAGCGAAUUCAAGUUCAUAGCCAUUAGUUAUUUCUUUUUUCUUCUCAUUAGAGAAAAAAAAAUGUUGGAAUUGAAUUUACAUUUUGUUUAACUUCCCUAACCCUUUUUUUUUUGGCGGCGGUGGGGUUCUUGGUAGCUUAUUUCAAAUGUUCAAUUUUUACUUUUUAUUUUCUUGCGUGAUGAAUUUUGGUUUUAAAUUUGUUAUCGCGUGGAAAUUAUUAGAAUAAUUGCGAUACUUAAGUGGUUUCAAAUUUAGAGUGGGGAGGUGCUUGCGGUAAUGUUUAAGUGUUGUUGUAGCAACUAUGUAUCGGGUUUUGUUUUAUAAGCAGCAACUAUGUAUUGGAUAGUGUGAAGGAUGAGCGUAGGCCUUAGAGGGGAUAUCUCAGUCCCUUUUGAAAUUUUGAAUGGUGGGGAAAUCUUCUUCUAUUUUCCAUCUGCUUGAUUGCCAAAUUUGGUCAACCUUGCUCUACUCUUUUGAGAUUUGGGUUUGAAUAAGAGUAUAAUUUGCGGUUGUUCAGUUCAUUAUUUAAUCCCCUUUCAUAUUGUACUCUUUCAACAGAAAAUAGAAAUUUUGGUUUGACAAUGUGUUUUCUGCAUUAUUUUUAUUGCUGCUAUAUACAUAGUGGCCAAUAGUGCUCUUUAGUGGAGUGGAGCUGUCGCAGACUGCAUUACAGUAGUAGCCACCAAAAUUGCUGCUUCUUGCAAUCGUAGUUGAACCUCCAUAAUAUAACCUUCAAAAACCAACUUUUACCUCCCACGGAACAUCAUUGUUUUGGAAUUUUUUGGCUAAAAUAUCCCACGAGAAGUUACCUCUGUUUUUACUUCUCUUCCUUCACAUUUUGUAGAACUGCCUUAUAUGUGUUCUGCUCACUCGUCCUCUUUUAAUUUCUGGCAUUGCUGUUAGGUUUGUUUCAACCGCCACUUUCCCACUGUUGCCUAAACUUUUUUUUUUCUUCCGGUCAUUGUUUUCUGCCACCACUGUGCUGUCACAAUCUUGCAUGGUUUGGUGACAACAAAUAGCUUCCUUGUGGCUAUGUAAACUUGGAAUGGUGAUUUCUGCUGCUGCCUCCUUUUGGUCCGGUGACACCAUGGUUGUGAUUGUCAAGGCUAGGCAACCACAACGUCUUCAAAAAUUGAGACGAUUAGAACUCUAGGAUGCUAACAGUUCCCGCAUAUGGUGACAUGUCUUACCUCCUCUCUAGCUGUGACCACCAGCGUCAGACUCGUGUCUCCAUCUUCUUUCUGGAUUUCAAUGGAUGUCGAAGAAGCAGAGAGUGAAGUUUCAGUUUCUUCUGUCAUUGCCAAUUCAAUAGCUGCUGAGCAGAAUCAAUUUCUUUCUCCGGAAGAUCUUGCUUGGGCUGAUUCCUGCCUAGUUAAAGAUUCUUCUGAUAUUUCAGAAACUGAUUGGGUCCCUUUGAAAAGUGCUUUAUUAGAAAUUAUUAAUUCCCAAUCUAAAUUUUCCAGAGAAGACAUAGAAAUUCCUCCCCACCGUAUCAGUUCUGAAAGUAUUUUUGUGGAACUUAAUCAGCAAUCUUCAACUUCUGACGGGAGAGGUUUAUCUGAGUCGUCUUCAACAUAUAAUGUUAACUCAUUAAGUAUGCUAGUAGAAACAAGCACUGAUCAAAUUCCAGAUGAUGAAACGAGUGCCAACUUGCCAUCUUUCAAUCCUUUUUUGCCAACUUAUAAUGAAAAUCUGAAGGAGGAGAAAACCAUUGAUGUUGGACUUGAUCUGGAUUCUUCCUCUUAUGAGACGGAGCAACUCGCUGACAAUAUCUUCAAAAUUUGGGAUUUAGAUAUUCCAUCUGAAGAAGGUGAACUGGUUAAACAGUUGGAUAAAGCCUUGUCAGAGAAUUCCCUUCAAACAAUGCCAUCAUCUUCUGAUGAUCCAGUGAAAUGGAUGGACAUGAAGGACAGCUCAAUCGAUGAUCUUGUUGCUGAAAUUGCUGACUUGUCAUUAAGUAGAAAUGCAUAGUAUUCAUUGAGUUUUACGUAGGUUUAAGAUUGUUCAGUCAAUUAUGCUUACUGUCAAGUAUUAGUAUUUAAGAGUUCGAAGCCUCUUUCGCUGCAAUGUUGAUAUUUCUUUUAUUUGGAACAAUGAAGAAGCCCUGAAUUAUCUUUCCAACAUAGGAUUCUCAUCUGUUCUAUACAAAGCUUCCUGUCAUCAAGAAAAUUGUGUAAAGGGAUUGAGAAACAAAGGAACACAGGACAUACAUGAUUUUAGUUCUUAUUUUAUGCCCUCGUUUCUCAGAGUGAUGAAAUCUUAUUUUAGUUCACAAAUGCUUGGACCAUAACUGAAAGAAAUAGACUCUCGCAUAAUAAGUUUAGACUA